UGCCCCUGAAUCGAAGAGGAGAAAGCGGACGCGCAGUCCACGUGAUCAAAUUAGCAAACAAAAUCCAUCAAGAUGAAUGACAGCAGCAGCUUCUUCAACGAGCAUUUUGCUGUGAUCUACACGAGUCUGGUCAAUCAAUAUGUGCCCGAAUAUAUCAAGAAUCUGGAAUAUACACCCUGGGUCUUCUCACUGCUCGGCUCAGUAGUGAUUGGACUCAGCGGUAUAUUUCCCUUGCUUAUAAUACCCACAGACGAAAAAAUGACUAAGGACGGCUAUAAAGAUCCUGCUGAGUCAAAGUUUUUGCGUGUGUUGCUUAGCUUUGCAGUGGGCGGACUUUUGGGUGAUGUAUUUCUGCACUUGCUGCCAGAGGCCUGGGAGGGCGAUAAUCAGAAUAACGAUAGUCAUCCAUCACUGCGCUCCGGCUUGUGGGUGCUCUCCGGCAUACUCAUCUUUACCAUUGUCGAGAAGAUCUUCUCAGGCUACACGAACGCCGAUGAGCAGAAUCCGCAACCGAAAUGCGUGGAGAUUGCCAACUGUCUGCUCCGGCGUCAUGGUGGCAAGCUGCCAGAGGGCGAGACCAUGGAUAGCUGCGGUGCCUGCGACAUUGAGGAUGUGGACAAAAUGUGUCAUUUUCGUGAGCGCGAACUGAAGACCAAGGAGCCAAAGGAGCAGCCCAGGAAAGUAGCCGGCUAUCUGAAUCUAUUGGCCAAUUCCAUUGACAAUUUCACACACGGCCUAGCGGUCGCUGGCUCCUUCCUGGUCUCCUUCAGGCACGGAGUGCUGGCUACCUUUGCCAUACUGCUGCAUGAAAUUCCACACGAGGUCGGCGACUUUGCCAUAUUGUUGCGUUCCGGCUUCAGUCGAUGGGAUGCGGCACGCGCACAGCUGCUGACAGCUGGUGCUGGUCUCUUGGGCGCCCUGGUGGCCAUUGGCGGUUCGGGCGUCACCUCGGCCAUGGAGGCGCGCACAUCCUGGAUCAUGCCGUUUACCGCUGGCGGUUUUCUGCACAUUUCAUUGGUUACAGUAUUACCAGAUCUCUUGAAGGAGGAUGAGCGCAAGGAGUCUGUCAAACAGCUGCUGGCGCUGGUCUUUGGCAUUGCUUUGAUGGCCCUCAUGACCAUGCUCUUCGAGCACUGAGCCCCGUUCUCCAAACAGCAGCAGCAACAACAACAACAACAGCAGCAGCAGCAUAAGCAGCAUUUGACUGUUGCUUCCAAAAUUGUUUUGUUAUUUUCCUUUAGGCCGCAACAAAUCCAAAAUUGUCAUUGGCAGUACAAAUUACAUGGAAUAUUUGUUGUAGAUUUCGUGAUUUACGACAUUGUGAGUCGCCCUGCUUGUGUUAUGUAAUUAUAGCCAACUAAUACGAAUGAUAUUUGAACUAUUGUUAUUAAUUACGUAUAUAUAUAAAUAUAUUUUUCUACCACA
Molecule: messenger RNA, 1425 nt
Organism: Drosophila arizonae
Lineage: Eukaryota; Metazoa; Arthropoda; Insecta; Diptera; Drosophilidae
Gene: Zip99C
Product: Zinc transporter Zip99C
Biological process (GO): zinc ion transmembrane transport; intracellular zinc ion homeostasis
Cellular component (GO): membrane
Molecular function (GO): zinc ion transmembrane transporter activity
Source: RefSeq, a predicted model, not a curated record